AUGGAAGUCCGCUGCAUCGCGCUGUCGCUGUUGGAUCUGGGCGAUUCGAGCGUGGUGUGGGAUGUCGGUGCUGGGAGCGGUAGCGUGUCGAUCGAAGCUGGCAUGAUCGCCGAAAAGGGUUCGAUCUAUGCGAUUGAAAUGGACGCCGAAGACCAUGGUUUGAUCCGUCGCAACAUCGACGCAUUCGGCGUGAAAAACGUUCAAGCGGUGCUUGGGAAAGCUCCGGAUGCUUGGGCCGAACUGCCUGACCCCGAUUGUAUUUUCAUCGGCGGCACCGGGCGACAAGUUCGUGGUAUCUGCGAACAGGCUAUUACUCGUCUAAAGCCGGGCGGACGAAUCGUCUGUAACCUGAGCAGCAUCGAAAACCUGGCCGAAGUGCAUCAAUAUUUCGACGAAGAGAUGGAAUCGGCCAAAGUAACGAUGGUGAACAUCUCGCACGCGACCUACCAGCUGGAACGUCAUCGCUUCGAAGCCUCGAAUCCAACGUUCCUCGGGACCGGAGUUAGAGAGACCACAUUGACUGAUGAGUUAAAUGCGUCGACGGUGGAUGUCGAAAACGAGUACCCGCAGAUUGAUGUUUUGGCGGUUGGGGCUCAUCCGGAUGAUGUGGAAAUCGCUUGCGGGGGGACGCUCGCGAAGCUGGCCGACAUGGGGCAUACCGUUGGGAUUAUCGAUCUGACCAACGGCGAACCAACGCCUCGUUCGCCGGACCCGGAAACGCGUCUGGCGGAAGCGAUGGAGGCUGCAAAAACGCUGGGCGUGCAGAAGCGAAUUGUGCUCGACUUGCCGAACCGGAAGUUGUUCGACACUUUCGAGGCGCGUGUCGCGUUGGCGAAAGAGUUUCGCAAGUAUCGCCCGAAAGUGGUCAUCGGGUUUGGCGACCGUACGCCGAUGGCUUCGCCUGACCAUUGGCAGGCCAUGCAGAUUACCGACGCGGCCGUUUUCUAUUCGCGGCUGACGAAGUGGGACGAAACGUUCGAUCACUUGCCGGUCCACACAAUCGGUCGACAGUUGUACUACAAGAUAGCCUUCGAGCCGAUCAACAAGCUCGACGCGCCUGGCAGCUUCGUGCACGACAUCACCGAUUGUCUGGAGCGGAAGCUGGAGAGCAUUCGCU
Messenger RNA from Symbiodinium sp. CCMP2456, 1117 nucleotides. Lineage: Eukaryota; Dinophyceae; Suessiales; Symbiodiniaceae. The record is from the annotation of a GenBank genome assembly.